Molecule: messenger RNA, 4221 nt
Organism: Nematostella vectensis (starlet sea anemone)
Lineage: Eukaryota; Metazoa; Cnidaria; Anthozoa; Actiniaria; Edwardsiidae
Exons: 5
Coding region: 2426-3253 (275 amino acids)
Molecular function (GO): protein binding
Source: RefSeq, a predicted model, not a curated record
ACAAGAAAUAUAAGGAAAUCCACGGAAGAACAAUGAAUCCACCCCCCUUUUUUGAAACCCUGCUUCGGCCCCCCCCUUUUUGGAGCUGCUGGAUUCGUCCCUGGAUACAAUCAUACUGUCAACAAGGUGUUCUCAUCAAGUCAUUAGGGUGUUCUCAUCAAGUCAUUAGGGUGUUCUCAUCAAGUCAUUAGGGUGUUCUAAUCAAGUCAUUAGGGUGUUCUCAUCAAGUCAUUAGGGUGUUCUCAUCAAGUCAUCAGGGUGUUCUCAUCAAGUCAUUAGUGUGUUCUCAUCAAGUCAUUAGGGUGUUCUCAUCAAGUCAUCAGGGUGUUCUCAUCAAGUCAUCAGGGUGUUCUCAUCAAGUCAUUGGGGUGUUCUAAUCAAGUCAUUAGUGUGUUCUCAUCAAGUCAUUAGGGUGUUCUCAUCAAGUCAUUAGGGUGUUCUCAUCAAGUCAUCAGGGUGUUCUAAUCAAGUCAUCAGGGUGUUCUCAUCAAGUCAUUAGGGUGUAAUAAUGAAGUGUGUGACAUACAUAUUUUCAAAUAAUUUUCAAUCUUAUUUACUGUACAUUGUCUAUAAACGUUUACAAGUUAGAAAGCCAUUUUUAAGUGCUCAAAAAUGUUCAAUCUCCUAGUGUGAGACUUUCUUUGAUAACAUAGAAAAACACUUUUAGCCAUCAUUCCGUCAUCCUAGCAAGUUUCCAAGUUUGAGAAAGUUAAAAACAAUAACAGGGUGCGGCUUACGAGCUCUGGUAUAUAACACUAGUAAUGAAAACAUGUAUUUAAGAGUCUAAGUGUAGAUAAGCAAUUGAAUCAUUGCGCGCACUUGGUAACUGAACCUUUGCGCACAAUGAGAAAUUGAGCCUUAACUUGCCGUUAGCAAGUAAAGAAUAUGCGCGCACUGUCUUUACGCACCAUGACUAAUUGCGUAUUAGAGAGCCGUGAGCCUUUGCGCGCCGUGAGCAAUUGAACCUUUUUGUGCGCCAUAAACCGUUGCGCGCUGUAGACCUAAACUGGAUCAAAGUCCUUUAUCGUAACCAUCAAGUUCAUAGUGAAGUUAGUUUUAGUCUCUGAAUUGGUAGCUAAUUAAAGCAUGUAAAAUCGUGCCAUCUGUUCAUUGUUUGUUUUGCACUUCGACCUUUUAAAAUCUUUCGCCUUUCAUUGUCUAUUCAAACAGCGUAAAACGAUUUACCAUUUCUUGAAUGGGAGAUAGAAAUAGUUUCGAAUGAAUGUUCCUGUUGACAAAGUGGUAUUGAUACAUAAUUUUUUUUCAUGGUAUUUGUGCAGUUUUAUUUUGACCGUCAAGUCGACAAAAUGUGUCUAUGUAUUUUCAACCCAAUCUAUUUAAGUUGUCAAACAUAUUCAAUCACCUCGCUAAUAGUUAAAACAGUUAAAACUGUUGGUUUGUUCGUCACGUCCGAAGUUUUGUCGCGUACCUCAGAAGCUUAACAAGUUACUGUCUCAAAUUUGUCACACCUUUGAACUUUUAUGAUCUAGUUGAAUGCAAAUCGCUUUUCACGUACGCGAGCAUGCUUUGAAUUACAGGUCAUACCAGGCUCCAACAAUGGAAUUGAACUAAGUAGAGGGAAGAUCUUUUCAGCGUUUUUGUUUUUCAAAACAUUGGAGAUUUUUUUAGUAAGCGAUUAGAAACGUAUUUUAAAAUGAAUGUGGGCAAAAACAUCUACUUCGCAUUUCGUUUCGUUUGAAAUUAAGAUGUGUUGGCCUUUUGUUUAGUACUGGUGUUGUGGAAUUGCUCCUGGCGUUUAUAAACUGUACAAGAAGAUUUUCCUGAGGGCGAUUAUAACGCCUCUAGCAACGCUGUCACUUAUACCCAUCACAUCUCGAUUCAACCCAAGCUAUUAAGAUGCUAUUAGCUGCAAAAAAUCCGUAAUCUCUUUUACAAUCCCCUUGUUUGCCAAGUCUGCAAAACCUCAAGGGUUUUUCAGGAAAAUGUGUUAUGAUGUUGUCAUCGACUUUUUAUUGCGCUGGAUCUAGAAAGAUCUUUCAGUGAUGGAAAUCCAUGGGAGGACAAUACUGCGGCGAGCGACCUGAUUUUAAUGGGAAACACAGGUUUUCUUCAAAGUCACGCGUCUCAAUCGACAACUCUUAUUCUCUUCACCAAAAAUUCUUUACAAAGCUGGAUUAGAGUUGAAUUUCACACUCAAAUUAAGCAGAUAGACGACAAAAGGAGUCUACAUCCAACCUGGGAUGAACUUGUUUAAAUAGUAUUUGUCAUAAGCUUGCAGCAGAUGGUUGACAAUUCUCUUUGACCUCUGCGUGAAGAUGGUCCUCUCCGUUUAGCCCCGGGCUAAGCAUUGUUGCCCAUACGUUAACUUUAAAUUCCUUCGCGAGAACAAGUCGGCUCAGACUUCAAAGGAAUCUUGAAGACGCUGCAACAAAUAAUUGUAAUCUUGUCGGAUCUUCGCUGUAUCAUGUGUUCUGCUUGGUGUUUCUUGUUGGUUGUCCUUCUCGCACAUACAGAAGCCAGGCGUCUGGAGAAGCGAGCGGUCCGAAAUAUAGGUGACGGCAGACAAGCACAGAAUAUCACAGUUGGGUGCUUCUAUCCAAUUGAAAGUAACGCGAAUUUGAAUGGACGCCGAGAAACACGUACUUGCAUGAGGUAUGUCAGAGGUGAAGACGGCAUCUGCAAGAAUACUGUCCCGCCAGAAACCCUCGUGUACUCUGCGGGCCGGGACGAGCAGUUAGAGCGAGAGACUACUCUCAUGACAGUGACUUUCCGUGGUCCACCGGUCAACAACAGCAACUCAAGGUUCAUUCAGCGUACAGUGGAGAUCAUGAACAGCUAUUGUUUUCAGCUCAUCCGGGACAUCUAUUGUCAGCACUACUUUCCGCUAUGCGACCACACCACAGACCCCCCACAGCGCAGGGGAAUAUGCAAGAAAACUUGCGAAGACAUGAACAGCAAGUGCCGUGGAAACUGGACAAACUGGAUGAACGAGUUUAACGGCGUCACGUGGAACGCGCAGGCGCGGAUUGGUAGCGAAAUCGACAACACCGUGCUGAUGGAUUGCAGUAAUCUGCCGGAAAUGGUACAACCGAUCCUUCACGCUUGGACGCCAAGCGAGACAGGGGUCGUCAGUCGAAGCAAGCACGUUAAACGAGAUAAGAAAUCGAAGCAUCGACCUGUCUCCCCAAUAAAAACCAAGAAGCGGCGAACGCGAAGGACUGGGCGUAAGCAGUCACGACGGAACAAGAGUCGCAGACCACAGGGGGCCCGAAACACUGGGGGAAAUCAGUGAGGGAUUAGAUUAGAUCUCAUUUUUAGGAAGUCUUUCCCGCCUUUUUAAUGCAGGUACUCUGAGUGACCGCACUCGACAAUGACAACAGGGGAAAAUGAAAAAAAAUAAAAUUCUCCUAUUCGUUUCCCUUUUGCUACUAUCUUAAUGAUACAAAUUCAGAUUAAAAUGUCUGGUAAACGUUAAAGAUAAUUUUCCAUAUUGUAUUCUCAGAUGUAGGUAGUUAUUUGCAAAACGACGAAAAUCACCAGUUGAUUUUAAGCAGUUAUCCAAGGGCUACGGUUGACUUAACAAAACCACCGAAAACAAAAGACGGAAGCUAUCAAAACGAAACUCAUGUCCAAGCGUUGUAUUUUUUUUCUCUGUUAUAUUGAACAAAAAUCGUGGCCCAUGGUAAACUAAUUUCUUGUUAUAAACAUAUUCGCAACUGAUGCUUUAAGAAUCGAAUUUUCUUUUAAAAUAUCAUAGAAUAACUUUGUAUGUGUUUGCGUAUUUCUAAUAACAUCGAGUAAAGGGGCCUUUUUGUAGCUGGGUGGUACUUCUCAUGUUCAAAGUGUAAAAAAAAUACAAAAGAUUUCAAUUAAAAUAUUUUUUUUGUGUGAAAAGGAACGAAUACCUAUAACGGCUUUGUUUCGCACGUAGCCGUCAAGUAUUUUCGCUAGUCAAGGGAAUGUAGACGUUUGUUAUUAUUACAUUGACGUCGUAACAGCAAAAGCCUUGUAUAAAUAAAGCCUUCAUCAGCCAAUGUUCAAACAGCUGUAGCAUUGCUGGGCUAGCUUUUCACCUGCAAUGCUCGAAUGCUAUCGUGGUUAUAAAGGCUAAUCAGAUAAGUGUGUGACAUCACAGGAAACUAUUUCUCUGUGCUCGUCCCAGUCCCCUUAUCUUAUCCCCUAGCACAGGAGCCUCAAAAAGAACGGCGGGGACUAGACUAAACUCAAUUAAUUGACCUAAUAAAACAAUGUGAAACCAAA